Rosa rugosa (rugosa rose) is the source of this 1598-nucleotide messenger RNA. RefSeq lists its product as uncharacterized. The transcript is spliced from 8 exons. The record is from RefSeq and is a predicted model, not a curated record. Gene Ontology annotation, molecular function: transcription coregulator activity; protein binding. NCBI's taxonomy places the organism in Eukaryota, Viridiplantae, Streptophyta, Magnoliopsida, Rosales, Rosaceae. Gene Ontology annotation, cellular component: histone deacetylase complex. Bases 594 to 1301 code for a protein of 235 amino acids. Gene Ontology annotation, biological process: regulation of DNA-templated transcription.
CUCUCUCUCUCUCUCUCUUCACACUCAGCACCAAAUUCCAAAUCCUUCUUCACACUCUGCAAUUUUCCACCCUCUUCAAAUUUCCAGAUCACUCUGGUUUUUUUGCUGCUACCCCCUUUUUCAAUCUCCCCUCUCCCCAUAAUCAUCACUGCCAUUUCAUUUCAACAGGGAUGCUGAUGUCACUGUAGAGAGAAAAAAAAAAGCUUUGGGUCUUGCAUGAUGUCACCACUAGCUAGGGCCUAGGUGGUAGUGGUGAUCUGACUGACUGAAGCAAACAGUGCUUCAUUUAUUGUGAUCAAUCGGAGCCCGUGACUCGGGUGAUUGGAUUGGACUCUUAUCUCCAUUGCAUUCAAAUUUGCAGUAGAAAGUUCGUGUCAGAGCUCAAGAAUUUACCCACUCAAUUCAUAACACCAAAAGGGGCAUCAAAAAUUGUAGGAAUAUGAGCAAAAAAAAAAACCCAUUUGAGAAACAAGUGUUUUUUGAUUGAAAUGAUGGGUCUUUAGUACUCAACUGUGAAUUUUAGAGUUUGGGUGUUUAGGUUUUCUCUGUUUGGUGAACUGGGUUUAGUACAAUUGGGAUUGAAAUUGGGGAAAAUGCUAGAGCCUGAGCUGUGUGCUUCUAGGGUGCUGUCACCUUCUCAUGAGGAAAGUGGGGAUGAUGAGCUUUCAGUUCUUCCCAGGCACACUAAGGUCAUUGUUACUGGGAACAACAGAACAAAGUCUGUGUUGGUGGGUCUACAGGGAGUGGUCAAGAAGGCUGUUGGGCUUGGUGGUUGGCACUGGCUGGUUCUGAAAAAUGGUGUUGAAGUCAAGCUGCAAAGGAAUGCGUUGAGUGUGCUGGAACAUCCUACAGGGAAUGAGGAAGAUUUUGACAAUGAUUAUGAUAACUCUAGCAGUAGCUCUGAACUGGGUGUGAAGGAGAAUGAUUUCACUAGGAGUCUUGAGUUCCACAGACAUGAUAAACCAAGAUUUCGGUAUCCAAAAUCAUAUGUUCCAUCCACAGCAACCAAGUCGAUUUAUCGUGGCAGUUAUCAAGAAUUUCAGUCCAUCCACAAACCUCAGCUGAGAGUAAACAUGGCAAAGCUAGGAACAAGCACUUUGCGGAGGUACUGCAGGCACUUCAACCUUGUAAGCAGCCAUCCUAAUCCAACAAGGGAGCAACUGAUUAACGUUGUGCAACGACAUUUUACAUCACAGCUGAUGCGAUUGGAUGAGGUAUCAGUGAUCACUGAAUUUGUCAAUGCUGCAAGGAGGCGCAAAUCUGCCGAGUUGGCCAGGAAACGUACAGAACGAGAAAUGUGAAUGUUGAAUGCUUGUAUAUGUACCCUACCUAACCUUUAGAUCAGAUCUAAUCAUAGAGUGAUGUGGAGAGUGUUUGGCUUACUAUAUUCUCACUCCCUCAAAUCGCAACUUUGUAGUAAUACUCCUUAGCAAUGCUAUAUAUCAUCCAUCAUUAGGUAUCUCAUCAUCAUGCUAUCCUUCUACAUGAGUAGUAUGUGAUCGAUAUAGUCGGUUUUAGAAACAGAUAGUAUUGGUACAAUGUGCAGACUCCAGAGAACAAGCUAUUGAUACUUGUAAAUUAAUAUUGGCACUUCUCUC